CAGCAAGAAGGCCAGAGUCAGCAGACCGUAAAGAGCGAGUUGGGGUGUAGGGGACAAGCAUGUUGCAGAGAUAGGAGGGUGCAAGGUUAUUUAAGGAUCUAAAUGCAAGGAGGAGAAUUUUGAAUUUAAUCCGGUAUGCAACCGGGAGCCAAUGAAGAUCAUACAAGAUUGGGGUUAUGUGAGCCGAACGUUUGGUAUGAGUGAGUAUUCUAGCUGCAGAGUUUUGAAUAUACUGUAAUCUGGAGAUGAGGCUGGCAGGCAGGCCAAUGAAAAGAGCAUUACAGUAGUCGAUGCGUGAGGAGACAAAUGCAUGGAUGACAGUCUCAGCCUCCUUGCUACUGAUGAAGGGACGCAGUUGUGAAAUGCGACAGAAUCUUGCACUCAGAGGACAGGCUGUACAGUCUUCUACAUAUGUUGCAUGGUCUAGUUUUGCGAUUGAUGGUUAUUCCACCAGUUGCACACACACCAAAACCGAGACGAACCCAUGGUGGAGGCUGGAACUGCCAAAUUCAUUCAGCAUUGGAAGAGUUGUGUUCAUUAACAGAAUCGACUGCUGUCCAGCACUAAUAGACGGAGCCCAGAUUCUCAUCGGAGACUCCCUGGUGAACAACGGCAGCAGCAACUCCAAAUGUGCGGAGAUUUCUGGUCUUUCAGCAGGUCAGUCUGUCUCGUAUUCAUGUGGUGGACUGCAAGGCCGUUAUGUGAUUGUGUUUGUUCCUGGAGACUUCAAGAAUCUGACUGUGUGUGAACUGAUGGUCUAUUCCACAGGUAACGUUCAGUUAAAUGGAUAUGCUGUUCAGUCAUCUAUAUAUGAAUACUGGCACGCCCAAAGCGGGAAUGAUGGAAUAAAAUUCGCACCAGGCCAGAAUUCAUUUUGCACCCAUACAAAGACAAACACGAACCCGUGGUGGAUUCUGGAUCUGCUGGACACUUACUACGUGGAUUUUGUUACCAUCACAAACAGAGCCGACUGCUGCGCCGAGAGAAUCAACGGAGCCGAGAUUCACAUCGGAAACUCAACAGAAAACAACACCUACAACAAUCCCAUAUGCGCUGUGAUUUCUAGUAUGCCAUUAGGAGCUUCUUACAGAUUCUCCUGUGCUGGUAUGGAGGGACGUUACGUGAGCGUGGUUCUACCUGGAGUUGACAGGCUUCUUGCGCUGUGUGAAGUUGAAGUCUAUCAGCAGUUGUGGGUGAGGAAAAACUCUGUGAAGUUAAAAUUAGUCUCCAGUUCUGAUCUGACUGGUCCAGAGAACGACAAACUCCUCUCUCAGCUGCAGUCUAGUCUGGAAGUAAGAGGAUUCACUAAACUCAAACUGUCCUGGAUUAAACCUCCCCAGCCAGAGGUGAAACGAGACCAGAAAGGUCAGUGUCUAACAAUACCAUAACCUGGAUCCACAAAUGCUCCACAGCGAUGCUCCAUGAAAGACGUGUGUAAUGUAUUUAAAUGUAUAUUUGAUGUCUCUUGUACAUAGUCGAGUUAUCUUUUAGGAGAAACUGACGUCAUCUCUAGUAAAAAAAAAAAAAAAAACUGGUUAGAAUAAAAGUAGCUUUAAGUCUUGUUAGAAAAAAGGAAUAUAUAUUUUUUCAUUAUUAUUGUCUCUUUUUCUUUUCAUUAAACAAUUAUUUGUGUUGGUCAUUUAAAGGUAACCCAACUUGAGCUCUGCAGAAACUUCCUGUCACAGAAUAUGUUCAAUUCAAUUCAAUU
Molecule: messenger RNA, 1708 nt
Organism: Danio rerio (zebrafish)
Lineage: Eukaryota; Metazoa; Chordata; Actinopteri; Cypriniformes; Danionidae
Source: RefSeq, a predicted model, not a curated record